AAAAAUUUCAAUCCAUUCCAAUUGACUGUCUGGGUAUUCUCUCAUCUUCUCGGGGAUUAUUUGCAUCUAUUCCUUUCCUUUCCUCCUAGGACGCAACAUUCAUCUGGAUGCAUAAAGUAUCUGCAUCGAGUUCGCCUCCCUGUUGCGUCCUCGACAGACACCUUCACUGCUUUCCACUGCGGUUCUUCCAAAGAUCACCCGCGGAGUAAUGCAGCUAUGGGCCAGUAAAGGCACUCGUUGCCUGUUUUGUACCUUCCAGGCGCCGUCCCGUUCUAUUUCGCGAUCCUUUGCAACAACUACUACGCUUCAGCGAUCGAGACAGACGAAUUUGAAGAAGCUAGACGCUAUUAAACAAAAGCACGAUGACUAUAAACCUGAACAGUGGACACAGCGUGCACAACCUGAACCUCGUGUCUCCGUCCACUCCGGUCCGAAACUGCUAAAACGGAAAUAUGUCGCCCCUGAUUUCACGACUGUUGUGACAUCUAUUCUUCAGGAAUUUAAGGACAGUGGGGUGGCUGGGAAGUCAGACGAGGAGCGCGGAUCAUGGAAGCGAUUCGAGCGUUACAUCCUGACAGCUUGCAAGGUGAACGAUGAGUUGGGUCGACUUGGAAAAGAUUCACCAUUACGACGCGUUAAGACCUCAUUGCAAAAUGCCUUUCUCAAGUCUGGCUCUGCAGGUCUCCGAAAUGAGUUGGAAUAUCUUAUGUAUGCGAAAGAUAUCACUGCGACAUACUCGGAGCCCAACCUCGAAGAGCAAAAGAAGAUAGCGGACUUGCGAUAUCCGGCAGAAUGGUACCCGCAAGCGCGCGCUGUUCAACGAACGAUUCAUUUGCAUGUUGGACCGACAAACUCAGGAAAGACAUACCACGCAUUAAAGCGACUGGAGGCUGCGCAGAGCGGUUUUUAUGCCGGACCCCUGAGGCUGCUCGCACAGGAAGUCUACCACCGCUUCCAAAGUAGUGGAAUUCCGUGUAGUUUGGUGACAGGGGAUGAUGUCAAAAUCCCUGAGGACCAACAACCCACUGUUGUGAGCAAUACAGUUGAGAUGGUCAACCUUGGGCAACCUUACGAGGUCGGCGUUAUCGAUGAGAUCCAGAUGAUUGCCGACUCCAGACGUGGAUGGGCCUGGACUCGUGCUGUGCUUGGUGCACAAGCUACUGAGCUUCACCUCUGUGGAGAGACCAGAGCCGUACCCUUGAUUCGGCAGCUCGCGGCUCUAACCGGGGACAAGCUGGAGAUCCACCGGUAUGAACGUCUGAACCCCCUGAAAGUGAUGGACCACAGUCUCCGAGGGGAUCUAAAGAACCUACAGAAAGGGGACUGCAUAGUGGCUUUCAGCCGACUUGGAAUCCACGCCUUGAAAGCGGAUAUUGAGAAAACCACUGGCAGACGAGCUGCCAUCGUAUAUGGUAGCUUGCCGGCUGAAAUCCGGACCCAGCAAGCCAGGCUAUUCAACGAUCCCGACAACGACUACGAUUUUCUUGUUGCUAGCGAUGCUAUUGGCAUGGGAUUGAAUUUGAGCUGUAAGCGCAUCAUAUUUGAAACCCUCGUCAAAAGAGUCCCCGAAGGCCUCGUCAGGUUAUCUGUCCCUGAAAUCAAGCAAAUCGCUGGGCGGGCGGGUCGGUAUCGGUCCGCCGCACAACAAAACAGCAAAGAGAAGAAUUCGCAGGACACUGGAUCUAACGUUGGUUAUGUGACAUCCCUGGAAGAAAUUGACCUCCCAUAUAUCCGUCAAGCGAUGGCAGUCGAGCCGCCCCCACUCACUACUGCUGGGGUUAUUGCCCCGGACUCGGCGCUCGAGAAGUUUGCAUCGUACUUCCCGCAAAACAUCCCGCUUGAGUAUAUCGUCAAGCGUCUCAUGGAGAUCUCAGUAAUCCAUCCUCUGUUUUUCAUGUGUGACCCUCGCAAUCAGCUGGAAAAUGCCGAGGUCAUUGAUUCUAUCAGCGACUUGCAAAUCGGGGAUCAGUUAACCUUCAUGGCAGCUCCUAUCCAUGCUAAGGAUCCCGCCGGGCGUGAUAUUGCGGCUGCGUUUGCCAGCUGCGUGGCAGGACACUCCAACGGCCGGCUCUUGGAUAUCCCCGACCUCAACCUGGAAAUCCUCGAAGAGCCAGUGUCCGGAAGCAAGGCCUACCUGCAGGCAUUGGAAGGUUUGCACAAGUCGGUCAUUCUCUACUCAUGGCUGAGUUACCGAUUCGGCGGCGUCUUCACGGACCGAACUCUGGCAGUUCACGUGAAAGAGCUGGUCGAGGAGCGAAUGGUCAGGGCCCUGACGGAAUUUUCUUCCAACAAGAAGCUUCGCAAGGAUGCUUCUCUGCGCCGACAGAUUGCUCUGCAGAAACAGAUUCUCGAGCAAAAGAAGCGCCUUUCCGAGGCCGAGGAACUCGACCCAGAGGAUGGGCAGGAGGAGCCAACUCCCAUUGAUCUGUCCGAUAGCGUUGAGUAUACCAACCUGCCCCCAGCAUCUGAGACGUAUCCCGGCUCCGUUGCUCAGUGAGUCUAGUAGAUAUGUAUGGAUUUAGGGCAUGGGAAUGGUUGGACGUGUUCCAGGGUCAUAAUGAUUUGUUAUAGAUAUCUUCUUGUAUUAUUAUUAUAGGUUCUCAUCUUCACCAAUGUACGAUAUUCUGCACAGACGUGGCU
Messenger RNA from Aspergillus ochraceoroseus IBT 24754, 2640 nucleotides. RefSeq names its product ATP-dependent RNA helicase SUV3. The coding region runs from base 209 to 2497 and encodes 762 amino acids. Lineage: Eukaryota; Fungi; Ascomycota; Eurotiomycetes; Eurotiales; Aspergillaceae. Gene Ontology annotation, biological process: mitochondrial RNA 3'-end processing; RNA catabolic process. Gene Ontology annotation, molecular function: RNA helicase activity; hydrolase activity, acting on acid anhydrides; ATP binding. The record is from RefSeq and is a predicted model, not a curated record. The transcript is spliced from 3 exons. Gene Ontology annotation, cellular component: mitochondrial degradosome.